GUUCGUCGUCGUCGUCGUAGUAGUAGUGUAUGGCGUUUGCGCAUGGGUAUGUGCUGCCGCAGAAGGAGAUGAGCGCCGGCGAGUUCAGGGCGUGGCUGAGGCAGUUCGACUCCGACCACGACGGCCGGCUCACGCUCGACGACUUGCACCGGGCGCUACGUAGUCUGCAUGCAUGGUUUGCAUGGUGGAAGGCACGGCGAGCCAUGAAGCAGGCCGACGUCAACAGAAACGGACUCAUCGAUAUGAUGAAGAGAAGCAAUAGCAAUGGCGACGACGACGACGAGGAGAUGAACAGGCUGAUCUCGUACGCCAACCAGCAUCUCCACAUGAAGAUCUAUCAAUAUGACUCCUCUUCAAGCUGUUAAUUAAUUAAUUAAUUAAGACUACUAUUUGAUUAAUUUAUAUAUUUGCAUGCAGUGCCUCUGUAUAACAUAAUGUCCUUGACUACAUUUGGGUCUUCUGCUUGUUCUAAUUAUUAAUUUAUGGUGGUGUGUUGUAUAUUUUUGAGUGGUAUAUAUGUCUGUAGGUAUAAUUAGU
This is a messenger RNA of Zingiber officinale, 537 nucleotides long. RefSeq lists its product as uncharacterized. The record is from RefSeq and is a predicted model, not a curated record. The transcript has a single exon. Gene Ontology annotation, molecular function: calcium ion binding. NCBI's taxonomy places the organism in Eukaryota, Viridiplantae, Streptophyta, Magnoliopsida, Zingiberales, Zingiberaceae. The coding region runs from base 30 to 365 and encodes 111 amino acids.